GCCGCAGCCAGCAGCGGGAGCCGUGCACUGAGCCGCCCGGCUGCGCUCGCGGAACAGCAGCCCUGGGGCCAAGAGCGAGGCCGGGGUCCGAGAGCAGGUGACGCCAAGGGCUGAGUCCGACCCCGGAGCGAGCGGUUCAGCACUGACCAGGGCGUCCCCUAAAUCUCCUCGCCUUCGCUGUCUUUGGGAACCAGAGCCCCGCAGGUGUCGCCUGUCCUCGCCUUCCUGCUGCAGCCGCCCGGCCAUGGACUCCCCGGUCCAGAUAUUCCGCGGGGAGCAAGGCUCCACCUGCGCCCCGAGCGCCUGCCUGCCCCCCAACAGCAGCGCGUGGUUUCCCGGCUGGGCCGAGCCGGACAGCAACGGCAGCGCCGGCUCUGAGGACGCGCAGCUGGAGCCCGCGCACAUCUCCCCGGCCAUCCCGGUCAUCAUCACGGCGGUCUACUCCGUGGUGUUCGUCGUGGGCUUGGUGGGCAACUCGCUGGUCAUGUUCGUGAUCAUCCGAUAUACAAAGAUGAAGACAGCAACCAACAUUUACAUAUUUAACCUGGCCUUGGCAGACGCUUUAGUGACUACAACCAUGCCCUUCCAGAGCACGGUCUACUUGAUGAAUUCCUGGCCAUUUGGGGAUGUGCUGUGCAAAAUAGUCAUUUCCAUCGACUACUACAACAUGUUCACCAGCAUCUUCACCUUGACCAUGAUGAGCGUGGACCGCUACAUUGCCGUGUGCCACCCCGUGAAGGCUCUGGACUUCCGCACGCCCCUGAAGGCAAAGAUCAUCAAUAUCUGCAUCUGGCUGCUGUCGUCAUCCGUUGGUAUCUCCGCAAUAGUCCUCGGAGGCACCAAAGUCAGGGAAGAUGUGGAUGUCAUCGAGUGCUCCUUGCAGUUCCCGGAUGAUGACUACUCCUGGUGGGACCUCUUCAUGAAGAUCUGUGUCUUUGUCUUUGCCUUCGUGAUCCCUGUCCUCAUCAUCAUUGUCUGCUACACGCUGAUGAUCCUGCGCCUCAAGAGUGUCCGACUCCUUUCUGGCUCCCGAGAGAAAGAUCGCAACCUGCGCAGGAUCACCAGACUGGUCCUUGUGGUGGUGGCGGUCUUCAUCAUCUGCUGGACCCCCAUUCACAUCUUCAUCCUGGUGGAGGCUCUGGGGAGCACCUCCCACAGCACGGCUGCUCUCUCCAGCUAUUACUUCUGCAUCGCCUUGGGCUAUACCAACAGUAGCCUGAAUCCCAUUCUCUAUGCCUUUCUUGAUGAAAACUUCAAGCGGUGCUUCCGGGACUUCUGCUUUCCACUGAAGAUGAGGAUGGAGCGGCAGAGCACUAGCAGAGUCCGAAAUACAGUUCAGGAUCCUGCUUACCUGAGGGACGUCGACGGGAUGAAUAAACCAGUAUGACUAGUCGUGGAGAUGUCUUCUUACAGUUCUUCUGGAAUAGAGGAGUUGAAUGAUCUAGGUUUAACUCAGAUCACCACUGCGGUCUGACAUGAAAAGACAGAAUUUGAAAUAAACUUUUAGACAUCUCAUGGUCUGAAGUCAUCAGAUGCAGACAGCAUUCACGAUUAGUGGAAACAUCAAAGACAAAAGGUCCAUGCAAUACAUGCACCUCUUCUCUAGGGCACAGAAGCAAGGCAGACCCUCUGUUCCUCUGAUGAACAAGGUAACAGGCCUUUUCCUUCCGGUUUUCUAGAUUAAGUUUAACACCCAUUUGCUGUGGCCUUCCUAUGCAAUGUGGUUUCAAAAGCUCGGUUUAAGAAAAAAGGAAAAGAAGAAACAUCUCUUUCAGAGCUCAGUGGGCAUGCAAUCCACAUGUUUAACAAUGACAGCAACGACCUCCAACAGAAUGAGAACUAUUUCCAGGGCUCAUGGCUAGCUUAGUGUAUGCUGUGUGGACACGCAUUUCACGUGGCUGUGUGGUGAGAAUUCCAGCUUAUGUAGGGCUUGGACCAACAUCUGAGGCAUCUGAUGUUCACGAUGUUCACUUAUACCAGAACAUUAUCUUGCUAUUUAUGAAAUUAUUUAAACAUUCAGAAGGUUGUUUGUAACGGGGUUUAAUUUCUCGAAAACUACAGAUUUUUUUUCUUAGCAUGCUGUUCAGGUAGACAGUCCUACGAUAAAGCAUGUCCCAUUGUCAAGAAACAUAAAGUAGUUUGAAUACCACUGAAAAUAUAUACAGUUUCUUCUGUAAAUAUUAGUACAUGUGCAAAUAAGGAAGGGCUUGCUUUCCAGCCAGGCGAUUUCCUGAGGGCACACUAAUGAUAUCCCCUGAGUUGCUAAGUUGAUGCUGAGACGUUUUGCUGGGAAUUAGUCAUGGAGUGAUCUCUUUCAGACUCCCCGAACACCGUUUAGUCCUGUAACAGUGCUCAUAGCUCAUGUGUUAAUGAAUCACAGAGGCUUUAACUCGCUCCCAGGUUGUAGCUGUAGCAGAAUUUCGUUUAUUUGCCACAUCUCUUUAUGAAUAUAUAGCGAUUCGCAGCUCCUUUCUAUUCAUGGAGAGGAAGGUGUUUUGCCUCUGUGGAUCUCGAGGUACUAUUUUGUGGCUCUCGGCGGGAAGUAGAAUUGUUCCUAAAUGUGUGCUGAAUAAGGACAUGAUGUCCCUCCUGGAGCCUGGACAGAUCCUGCACAGCUUUCUGUGAAGGGCAUCCCUGCUGAGGAUAAUGCCAGGAAAAGCACAUUUAGGAUAAUUUUGCUAAAACUUCCAGAUGACAUAUAAAUUUCCUCUUUUUCCCCCUGAAACUUAUCGUUUCAAAGGUAAUGGCUUUUUUCUGUAAUUUGCCUGGGAAGAAAAAGGGGAUAAUUUAGAAAUAACACUCAUCUCCAAGCCUAUAUCUUAUUAGGGCAGCAUCCUCUGGAAUUUAAUAGAAAAAUUGAAUACAUAGCCCUGUGUAACUACAGACAUCAUUACAACUGUUAAGUUCUGUUCACCAUGCACUUUCUCAGUGUGUGCCUACUCUCACCUUUUGGAAACAAAACCUUGCAUUGAAGGUUUUACAUGUGGCUUCCGAAUGUUACCAUGUUUGCUUCUACUCCAGAUUAUCAUGGCACCCAACACAGACGACAUACGGCAGAAUGGCAGUGGUUUCUCCUCAUGAAAAUGAAGUGCUCUUUUGAGUAUUCCUAGCUGCCCUUGUAUUUUUAUAACUGAAUGUAAAUAGGAAUGGCUUAAAUACUGGUUUAUACCAAUCCCGUGGUUAAAAAUCUUGGCUGUGGCUCAGGAAAGGUAUCUAUAUAGAGGACAGUUCCAGAAACCAGCCCUGGUGAAGUAGGAGAGACAAAAACUUCUUUAUGGAACACGAAAAUCCAAGAGACUUUCUUGUCAGAUACUUGUCCAGGGCAAAAUAUGGCAGAGACAGGAUUGUGAGAUGAAAUCACAGUAGUGUGUUUUCCUCUUCUUUUUUUUUUUUUUUUUUUUUGAGACAGAGUCUUCUCGCUCUGUUGUCCAGGCUAGAGUGCAGUGGCACAAUCUGGGCUCACUGCAACCCCCACCUCCUGGAUUCAAGUGAUUCUCCUGCUUCAGCCUCCCGAAUAGCUGGGAUUAUAGGCAUACGUCUCCGUGCCUGGCUAAUUUUUGCAUUUUUAGUAGAGACAGGAUUUCACCAUGUUGUGCAGGCUGGUCUCGAACUCCUGACCUCAGAAGAUCCACCUACCUCGGCCUCCCAAAGUGUGGAGAUUAUAGGCAUGAGUGGCCGUGCCUGGUCUAUUUCCUUUAAAUUAGCAGUCCACACACUCUCAUAGCAUUAAUUGCCAUUAUUGGAAUCUGAAUUUUUGCCUGAUUUUCCUGCUUCUCCUCAUACGUAAGUCUGCAGCCCAAGGAGAGAAAAGUAGCUGUAUGUGCCCACGAGGGUGUCAAGCUUUUUGAUUCUUGUUAAUACUGACUCCCCCACAUUGAAAAAGGAGUGAAGAAGGGGGUGUCAUUUGAGGGCACUGCUUUAAAGCAAUGAUAAGGUGGAUGACAUGGCAGGGAAAACACCAUUUACACAGUUGUAUUUCUUUUUGAAAGUGUGUACAUGCUUUUUGUGUGUGUGUCCUAAUGUCCUGCUGUGAAGCAGGAACAACACUGCCAUGUAGUCACCGCUCCAGACAAUGCAGACCCUCUGGCUCUCCAAUAUCUCUCAUCUCUUGACGCUCCUAUUCUCUGACCUCAGUCAGAAGGGCACUGUCUGCUGUCUCUCUUUGAGACCAGAACUGCAUGUGUUUAACCUUGUGAUUGAUGCUCUACAUGAACCUUAUCUUUCCAUUCUGGUAAGAAUGCCUGGAAGACAGGUCCUAGCAAUGGGUCAGAGAAGGCACAGAGAAGUGAACCAGCCAUGCAGGGGCAGCGCUGAGGAGGAAACCCCCCACUCUAACUGGGAGGAAAGCAGAAACCCUCUUAGCGUCUCAGAAUACUUAACCAAUCUAAGAGCGUCCCUCAAAUGUAAGUCAGAACUCCAGGCUUAAUACUAAAAAAUGAUUCAUCAUUUUGAAAAAUCGUUUGGAGGAAAAAAAUCAAUAAAGAGUCACAUAAAAUCUUCAGAAAAUGGUUCUAUUCUGUGAUAAAGUACUGAGAAAUAAAAGUUCUUAAACUUGUAUAACUAUCGUCAGACAAUUGAUGGGUGUUUCAUCUGGUCCUGAGGUGAAAUAAGAUGUCUCACACAAAUGCAGGGAGCACAUUGGCUGUUUUUAAAUUGGAACAUUGUAAAGAGAAAGCUGUACAGGGUUGUGUGUCCUAUUAAUGAGAUUUAUUUUCUAACCAAGAGCUAUUUGGAUGAUUUAACAUAAAUAUGAAAAUCAAAAAGAGUCUAACCCAGCUUCCUAAGUCAAUUUUCUCCUCGGAAACAAAAGUAUACUCAUAUGUUCUUUACUAUAAUGUAUAUUAUUUUUAUCUUGUGCUUUAAAAGAUGAUAAAUGUGCAUUGUAUAUAUGAUUGUGUGCCUUGCAAUAAAAUCAAAAUUGUACCCGCUAAAAAU
Molecule: messenger RNA, 4935 nt
Organism: Sapajus apella (tufted capuchin)
Lineage: Eukaryota; Metazoa; Chordata; Mammalia; Primates; Cebidae
Gene: OPRK1
Product: opioid receptor kappa 1
Exons: 4
Coding region: 245-1387 (380 amino acids)
Biological process (GO): neuropeptide signaling pathway; G protein-coupled opioid receptor signaling pathway; sensory perception of pain
Cellular component (GO): membrane; neuron projection
Molecular function (GO): neuropeptide binding; dynorphin receptor activity
Source: RefSeq, a predicted model, not a curated record